GGAUAGAGCAAUGUCUGUUUCUUCCUCCAUUCAAACUUACGCUGCAUCAAUCCACUGAGUCUGUUCCAACAGAAGGACGUAAAUGGUUGUCAUCAUCAUCUUUGCUGCUCCUAUGUUGUCCUUGGGAUUCCCCGCAAUCUUAUUGCUUCAAUUUGAAAAGUAGGAUAAUUCAACGAUGUGGAUAUCGCUGUUGUUCCUGCUCUUCCCGUCUGUUUUGCUCUUCUUUGGCUUUGGCUGCCGGUGCACUUCCAGCUUUGUGUGUCCGGGGAUCUGCCGGUGUUCCUUCAACACCAUUACAUGUAACAACAUCACGGAGAAGUCCGUUCCAAUGAGCGAAAGGGGUCCAAGACUGGUCCUGAACCAUCUCUCUAUGAACGCUAUAGCCAGCCACUCCUUUGACGGUCUGAGAAGAGUCCAGCAUAUAGAAAUUGGUCAAAGUGUCGCCUUGGAAACCAUAGAGACCCUUGCGUUCAACAACCUUCUGGACCUCAAUGAAAUCUUCAUUAAGAACACACGGAGCCUGGUGCACAUCGCUCGAAGGACGUUCAACAACCUUCCUAAGCUGCGUUAUCUGAGUAUAUCCAACACUGGGAUAACAGUGUUCCCUGACAUGACUUCUAUCCAUUCUCUGGAACCUUGGAACCAAAAUUUUGUCUUGGAUAUCUGUGACAAUCUCUAUCUUCUGACAAUACCAGAAAAUGCUUUCGUUGGCAUGACAACUGAAUAUACUGCAAUGAACCUGUUCAACAACGGCAUUAGAGAAAUACAAGACUAUGCCUUUAAUGGGACCAAGAUAAAUAAAUUGGUUUUAAAGAAUAACCGAAACCUCAGAGUGAUCCAUAGGGAAGCUUUUAAAGGAGCGGUGGGCCCUAGGAUACUCUGCAGGAAUCAACUACACAUACUAGAAAGGCAUGCAGUACACACACUAGAUGUCUCGUCAACGGCGAUAGAGACUUUGCCGUCCCAUGGCCUAGAUUCUGUUGUGGAGCUGGUUGCCCGUACAGCCUACGGCCUAAAGAGACUACCCCCUUUCAUGGGUCUGGGGACCCUAGAGAAGGCACACCUCACCUACAACAGCCACUGCUGUGCCCUUCUCACCUGGGACACACACAGGGAUUCUCCAAUCAAUGCAGCACGACAUAAUGGAUCUAGGCCUGCGUAUUGCGAUCACAGUCCGUCUGAAAAGUCUCCAGGUGUUAUGGUGGAUUCAUCCGACACAUCCCUACUGGUGGAAAUACCUGGAAUAACCGAAGAUGUUGAUUAUGAGUCCUACGGGGGUGUGGAUUUCCAGUAUCCAGAACUAGGGUUAUAUUGUCAGACCAGACCAACCCUCCAGUGCACACCAGAGGCUGACGCCUUUAACCCGUGUGAAGACAUAGCAGGUUUCAGUUUUCUCAGAGUCGCCAUCUGGUUCAUCAACAUCCUGGCGAUCGCCGGCAACCUGACGGUCCUCCUCAUCUUCUUCUUCAGCAGAUGUAAACUCACCGUGCCACGCUUCCUCAUGUGUCACCUGGCCUUUGCUGACUUCUGCAUCGGUGUCUACCUCCUCAUGAUUGCCGUAGUUGACCUCCGCACCCGAGGCCACUACAGUGAGCACGCCAUCGAUUGGCAGACGGGGGCGGAUUGUAGUGCGGCGGGCUUCCUGUCUGUGUUCGGUGGGGAGCUGUCGGUGUACACGUUGUCGACUAUCACUCUGGAGCGCUGGCAUACGAUAACUCAUGCCUUGCAGCUGGAGAAGAGGCUAGGCCUGGCGCAGGCUGCUGGCAUCAUGGCUGGAGGGUGGUUGAUCUGUCUGGGGAUGGCCAUGCUCCCCCUGGUGGGGGUCAGUAGCUACAGCAGGGUGAGUAUGUGCCUUCCCAUGGACAUCAAGACUCCUCUGGCCCAGGCCUUCAUCCUCCUGCUCCUCCUCUUCAACGUGGGGGCGUUCCUGGUGGUCUGUGUCUGCUACGUUCUCAUCUACCUGGCAGUACGGAACCCCCAGUUACCCGGCCGCAGCGCAGACGCCAAGAUCGCUAAGCGCAUGGCUGUCCUCAUCUUCACAGACCUCCUCUGCAUGGCGCCCAUCUCAUUCUUCGCUAUAUCCGCAGCCUUUAAGGUUCCGCUCAUCACUGUCACCAACUCCAAGAUACUCCUGGUGCUGUUCUUUCCUAUCAAUUCCUGUGCCAACCCUUUCCUCUAUGCCAUCUUUACUAAAGCUUUCAGGAAAGAUGUCUAUCUGUUACUGAGUAACAUGGGCUGCUGCGAGAGUAAAACUAAUAUGUACCGGAUGAAGGCCUAUUGCUCUGAGAAUGUGGUGAAGAGUCGUUCUGGGAACAAGGGCACUCUGCUUUGUACAACACUAAGGAUGGACCCUCUGCCACUGCAGAGCCAACAGCUGAAAGAUGAUGGAGAUUAGGGGACAAUCUGAAAUGGCACCGUAUUCCCUAGAGGCUAAAUCGAAUGCUCUAUAUAGGUUAUAGGAUGCCAUUUGUGACGCAGCCCAAAACUGAACCUGAAAUAAAUAUUUCAAAGAGGAUGAAGAUUAGACUAAUCUUUUUUAUUUUGUUCUAUUCAUUAUCAUCAACAACAUCAACAAGUAAUACAGGAUUUUGUAGUGCAAUUCACUGGUUCCUACAUUCUUACUGGGUUGGGGGAGGUAUUGUUCAGUUGGGAAGUUUAUUUAACUGGGUCCUACAGUAGAACCAGGAUUGUCUGCAAUUUGCUGUAAAUCAAAGAGACGGUAAACAAUUUUGAACGUUUGAACUCCAAUGUAAUUCUCAUAUGGCUAAAUGUGUAAUUCAACCAAAUUUUAUUUAAAUAAAAAAACAUUUUCUGUUGGCAUCCCAGACUUCCUUGGUGAAUCAAUGCUACAGUAUGUACAUGUUUUGUAACAGAAUAACUAUUCGAAUAUAUAUAUACAUAUGUAUUUAUUUUACAUUUGGAAAAGAGUCAUAUGGAAUAUCGGCAAGCAGAGGCUGUCAAAGGCUGUCUGUAGACCAUUAGAAUGAGAAGAGUGUCCACAGACAGUGGUUAGACCAAGUGUAAACCAGCCUUGCAUUUCCCAUCAUGUCUAUUUUGCUUGAAUAGCAGUACUAUGCUCAAUAGUCAAAUGGCGGCGCACAUACAGUACCAGUCAAAAGAUUGAACACACCUACUCAUUCAAGGGUUUUUCUUUAUUUUUGAUAUUU
Coregonus clupeaformis (lake whitefish) is the source of this 3167-nucleotide messenger RNA. It is a transcript of the gene lhcgr, whose product is annotated as luteinizing hormone/choriogonadotropin receptor. Gene Ontology annotation, molecular function: thyroid-stimulating hormone receptor activity; luteinizing hormone receptor activity. The transcript has 14 exons. The record is from RefSeq and is a predicted model, not a curated record. Lineage: Eukaryota; Metazoa; Chordata; Actinopteri; Salmoniformes; Salmonidae. Bases 176 to 2395 code for a protein of 739 amino acids. Gene Ontology annotation, biological process: luteinizing hormone signaling pathway; ovarian follicle development; ovulation cycle process. Gene Ontology annotation, cellular component: membrane.